Messenger RNA from Paramecium sonneborni, 447 nucleotides. The record is from the annotation of a GenBank genome assembly. Lineage: Eukaryota; Ciliophora; Oligohymenophorea; Peniculida; Parameciidae.
AUUUAUGGCUUAAAAUUUUCAUAGCAAUCUUCCAAAAGAGUUCGAAGGAUUUCUUCAUGAAAUAAAAUCAGUAGUUUAAACAAGACAAUAGACAUUAAAUGAAAGAAUUCAAAUGGCAUAAAGAGAUUGUAUUGAAGGAAAAAAAGAAUAAGACUUUUUAAAGUGUCAAACUAAAUUAUCAAAGUAAUUAGAGAAGAAUGAAGCAUUAUUUUGUAUUACCAAAUGAUUUAUCAAAAGAGUUUAAGAUGAUAUAUUGGAGAGAGACAUCAGUCUAAUGUUUUAAGACUUAAGAAUAACUAGGAUAAGGAACAAAUUAAUGUAAGGCAGAUUCAAAGAAAUUGUUAGAGACUAUAUUUGAUUCAUUUAAAAUAUGAAUUUUAUGGGUUUUAAGUUUAGACUUAAAUGUUAUAAUAUUUGUUAUACAAAAUUAUAAAAUUAAGAAUUAAG